Mercenaria mercenaria is the source of this 2172-nucleotide messenger RNA. Its product is annotated as fibrinogen-like protein A. The transcript has a single exon. NCBI's taxonomy places the organism in Eukaryota, Metazoa, Mollusca, Bivalvia, Venerida, Veneridae. The record is from RefSeq and is a predicted model, not a curated record. The coding region runs from base 1 to 1452 and encodes 483 amino acids.
AUGAGGAUUUAUAUUGUUUCUUAUUUAUUCCUGAUUACGAAUUCAGCUUUUGGGUUCACUCUAGAGCAAGUUAUGGAGAGAGUAGAUUAUAUUGAAGACAGACUAAAUAAAGAGAGCAAAUUCAGAAGAGAUGGCUUUAAGACGCUCAUAAAUGAAAUAGGUUCCUUGAAAACAAUGCUUCAACAAGCAUUAGAGAAUAAAGUUGAAGUCAAAGAUACUGAGACUGUCCAGGACACUAAAACUACUCAUUCAGAGCUAGAGGAAAAAUUUCUGUUGUUGACAAAUGCCUUUAUGAAAGAGAAAAUAUUGAACAAGCGGUUCCGGCGAGAAAUUCCAGAAUUACAAAGACAAGUUCAGGAUUUGAAAACCAAACCUGACCAAAUUCUCACAGGUGUUGAAUUCAUAAAAACCCUGAACACAGAAAGACAAGAAACUUUUAUUAUGCUUGAAGAUGAAAUACCUAAACUAAAAGGAUAUUCAUUAAACUUGCUUGAACAAUUUGAACAAACAGAAUUUACUGAAGCAGAAAAUUUUGACAAAAUAAAGAAUGACACAGAAGAGAUAAAGAAAAACAUAGAAGAUUUGAAACAUACUGAAGAACAGUGUUUGGAAAAUAUAAACAUUAAUAACAAUUUGACAAAGAGACUGGUGGAACAACUUGUCAAUGGAAAGAAGUUUGUCAGUAAAGAGAACGAUUCAAUAACAAAGGAUUACCAUGAGAGGGAGUGCAACUGCUCAGUUUCAUCAUGUCCGGUAAAUAGGACACCUUCUCCCAAUGAUCCAAAGACUUCUUACAAGUCUUGCUUGGAAUUAUAUGAAAGCGGAUUUAAGUCUAACGCUAAAUACAGUAUAGAAGUUGAAAAGAAAAGAUACAUUUCUGUAUAUUGUGACAUGACUACUGAUGGUGGAGGGUGGACAGUAUUUCAACGACGCCAAGAUGGCUCUGUCGACUUUGUCCGAGAUUGGAAUGAAUAUGAAACUGGAUUUGGCAACAUGACGGGCGAAUUUUGGCUCGGGAACAAAUAUUUGAAUCUACUAACUGAUAAUGAUGCACCACAUGAACUGAGAAUCGAUCUAGAAGAUCAUGACGGCAACCGUGCCUAUGCCAAAUACAGCAGUUUCAAGGUUGGAUCGAAGAGAACAAACUACAAACUAUACGUGAGUGGUUACACAGGAAAUGCUGGUGACUCGCUAGCAGAUUCUAAUCUAUCUUUUGGCUCCCAUGAUCAAAUGGAAUUCACCACCACUGAUGCAGAUAACGACGAAUACACAUCUGGAAACUGUGCUGCAAACUGGGAUGGUGGAUGGUGGUUCAAUAAUUGUUUUCAUUCGCAUUUAAAUGGACUCUAUCAGGACCAGUCAAAAUGCAAGGCCAGCUGGAAGUGCAUUGUCUGGAAUACAUGGAAAGGUUCACAAACAUCCAUGAAAUUCACUGAAAUGAAGUUUAGAUAAGAUUGAUUGACUAACUUCAACAUCUUUAAAUGGAGAUUGUACACCCUAGAAUAUUUUAUUUAGAUAAUUUUUGUCUUUGCAGACAAUCAUGUUGUCAUUACACAUGCCAUGGAGGUAGUAUAUCUAUACUACUUCCAUGCACAAACCAAACUGAUUUCCUUAUUUGUGUGUUUAAAAUGUUUAGUUGUGACUCAUAUACUUUUUGUCAGACAGAUAUGAAGUUCAUUCUAAAAUUUGUAUUCAGUGUUUAUAUACACAUACUGAACAUAAUGCAUUUUUGCAUCGUAUCCAUGUAUUGUACAAAAUCAAAGUUUCAUCAAGAAACGUGGAAGUUCCACAAACAUUAGGUUUUCAGCCUUUGCAUCAUGCCAUAUAAUGUUGAUUAUACAAAUCUGACUGCAUCCAAUCACCCUAUUCAGAAGCUAAGGUACAACAAGCGUAGAUAUUGAAGGUCUGUCAUGAAACGGAAUAUACCGAGGUUUAAGAUUACGGUUCACACAGUGCAGGUCCCUAGAAAAUGUACUAACACACCCUCCUUAUAUAAGUUACGUUACUCCAUGCUAUAUACCAAGUUUGCUGAUACAGUCAUGCCAAAUUGAUUAGUUGUCCAUCUGAGUUUUACCGCUGGCUUGAACAGUUUUUGUGCAUGUAAAUGGUAAUGUUGUGCACGCAAAAUGUCUGUGAAAUUAUUUUGAAAUAAAGCCAGUUUUCUGACAAGAA